Molecule: messenger RNA, 1923 nt
Organism: Prunus armeniaca (apricot)
Lineage: Eukaryota; Viridiplantae; Streptophyta; Magnoliopsida; Rosales; Rosaceae
Source: the annotation of a GenBank genome assembly
AUGGUGUUGAAGAAGAGGCUAGAUUUUGGAUUUGAUGGCUUCCAGGUGCCUUCUAUACCUAGAGCUCCCAGAUCAGCUAGAAGGAGGGGCCCACAUAAGAAGUCGGUUGACAAUGGGCAGAUCUGUGCAUUUGAAUUACUGGCUUCAUUAGCUGGCAAGUUAUUGCAGGAGAGUGAAAGUUCUUCUGCCUCUAGUAAUGCUUCUGAAGGAAAUUCGAAGCCUGCCUUUGGCAAAGAUGUUAAGCAGGAAAGACAAGAUGAGCAUAAACCUCUAAAAGAAGAGUGCCUUGAUCAGGGAAGCUCUGAAGAAAGUGUUUCUCUAGAGCUGACCUCCCAAAACAUCGACCGGAAGUUUAUUCUCAAAGAAUUUCCGCAUGCCGAGAGUGAUACUGUUUUGGAACACACUUCAGUUAUUACAAAUUCUGACAGCUCAGCGAAAGCUGGAGGUCAUAUGAAGUCUGUAAUUUGCAGUAGCAGGCCCAUAUUUCAAAGUUAUUCCAGUAAAGUAGAGGGAGGCUCCCAGGGUAUUGGGGAGUCCUGUUAUGGUAAUGUAGCAAAUGGAGUUGAAGUACAGAAAGAUAGUGAGCAAUUAGAAACUGGAGCUUUGACUAGGGCUAACCCAUGCAGUUCCAAGAAUCCAACUGAAUUGCAUGCAAAAUAUCCUGCAAUGCUCAAUGGAGACAAUAAUGUCAAAUUGUCAUUGUGCAACAAACCUAGCAACAAGGUGAAGGUCUUUAGGCCUUCACCCCGUAUUGGAGACCGAAGAAUAAGGAAAUUACUGACAUCCAAGUACUGGAAAGUGGCUCCAAAAUUAAGGGAUUGUGAACACUACAGAUAUGAUGGGGGAAUAAAACCUAUUUAUCACAAAAGGAAAACCUUAUACAGCCGGGAAAGAUCUCAACGCGACACUCUUUAUAAGAGGAGGAAAUUGGUUGACCGGAGCUCAGUAGUGACUUCUGAUGGAGGGUUCAGUGGUGAAAGUGUUUCUAAUUCACCUGAUAACGGAAAGAAAAGUGGUCCUGCUGAAAACGGGGUAUCAGCUUCAGUUAUAGGUCAUCAAGCAUCUUCCCAUUCCAAGGAAUCUCAUGUGAAAUUCAGAAUCAAAUCCUUUAGGGUACCAGAGCUUUUCAUUGAGGUCCCAGAAACUGAAACUGUCGGUUCUUUGAAGAGGACAGUCAUGGAGGCAGUGAAUUCCAUACUUAGAGGUGGAUUAAGUGUUGGAGUACUUGUUCAUGGGAAAAAGGUUAGAGAUGACAACAGAACUCUACUGCAGACCGGAAUUUCUUGCAAAGAUAAUUUGGAUUCUCUGGGUUUUACUUUGGAGCCUAGUCUUGUGCAAGCUCCUCCAUCUUUGUGUUCGGGCGAUCCUCCUCCUUCAUUAUCAUGUGAGACUUCGGUGCUGUUGACCAGGUCCCCAGGCACACCUGUCUUAGACUCUGUGAUGUCUGAUGCGUUAUCUGAACCCCCACCUCUAACCCAUUCAGGCAGUCUUCCUGAAAGCACUAGUUGCUAUUCCAGAAAUGAGCAUGGAGCCACUAGCUGUAGUUCCUGUGAACCAAAAACUAAGCGAUCUGAGCUUGUACAGCGUCGAACCAGGAGACCAUUCUCUGUGUCAGAAGUUGAAGCAUUGGUGCAGGCAGUUGAGGAACUUGGAACCGGAAGGUGGCGUGAUGUUAAAUUGAGUGCAUUUGAGAAUGCAGAUCAUCGAACAUAUGUGGACUUGAAGGAUAAAUGGAAAACCUUAGUUCACACCGCAAAAAUCUCUCCUCAGCAAAGAAGGGGAGAGCCUGUUCCUCAGGAGCUUUUGGACAGGGUAUUGGCUGCCCAUUCUUACUGGUGCCAACACCAAGCUAAGCAACAUGGCAAGCAUCAGGGCGGUAUUAUGAAAAUUACAGAGGCCCCGACUGAUAAGACAUGGAGCUGA